Capronia epimyces CBS 606.96 is the source of this 537-nucleotide messenger RNA. RefSeq lists its product as uncharacterized. The record is from RefSeq and is a predicted model, not a curated record. Lineage: Eukaryota; Fungi; Ascomycota; Eurotiomycetes; Chaetothyriales; Herpotrichiellaceae. The transcript has a single exon. The coding region runs from base 1 to 537 and encodes 178 amino acids.
AUGUCUAUACCAACACGACCCGCCUAUUUCCAUAUUGGAACAUGGGACGAUGAGACACGCAGACAUCCUGCGAUGAAAUGGAUGGAAGACUACACCAAAGCUUUCAAUGCUCGUGAAGGAUGGGAUCGAAAGGCAUCCGACUGGCACGCUUCCGAAUACACCCUUGUCACGCCGGACGGAUCAACUUACACCGAUGCUGAGGAAUCUUUCAACGAGACCAAGGCAAUGUAUGCGCCCUUCACCAAAGAAUUUCAUGAGCCUUAUUUUCUGGUCUGUUGGGAGACCAGCACAGGCUGGGAGAUGCUAGGUCAGGCGCACUUGUUUGCCAACUGUGCUGGUAAUCCGGGCCCAGGCGAACAGAAGGUCAAGGACCUGCAGGGACGAGAAUGGGACGUUAAGAUCCCAGGAGCAUUCCAUUUCGCGUACCUGAGCCAGCAGGGUGCAGCACACGGGGGAAUUGAGUUGAGCAGAGCUGAGAUCAUGAGUGAUUCGCUACCUGCGAUACAGGUUUUGAAGAAAAGAGGGUUGAUUGAGUGA